This is a messenger RNA of Sesamum indicum (sesame), 895 nucleotides long. RefSeq lists its product as uncharacterized. The record is from RefSeq and is a predicted model, not a curated record. Lineage: Eukaryota; Viridiplantae; Streptophyta; Magnoliopsida; Lamiales; Pedaliaceae.
UUCCACAUUUCCUCCACUCCCGUCCAUCACAGUUCAGGCUUCACACAGUUUUAUAAUCUUGAGAAUUAGGGUUAGGGUUUCUCAUCUCCCCGCCCCAGAAAGCGAAGCCGAGAAACACCCUAAACCACACCCACAUUCGCUCUCUCCAUGGCAACCAAGGGCCCGUCUUCGCCGACGCAGCAUCAGCAAGGUGGCUCGGCCGCAAACAAGCCAGGGUUGAGAAAACCGGUAUUCGUGAAAGUCGACGCUCUGAAGCCAGGAACCACUGGUCACACACUCGUAGUUAAAGUGGUAAACUCCAACACUGUUCUCAACAAGAAGCCCCGAAACCCGACCUUUCGUGGGCCUCAAAACCAGAACACAAGGAUCGCCGAAUGUCUUGUCGGCGACGAAACUGGGACUAUUCUAUUUACCGCUCGCAAUGAUCAAGUUGAGUUGAUGAAGCCUGGUAAUACCGUGAUACUUAGGAAUGCAAAGAUCGACAUGUUCAAGGGGUCCAUGAGGCUGGCUGUGGAUAAGUGGGGCCGUGUUGAGGUUGCUGAACCUGCAAAUUUUGUGGUCAAAGAGGACAACAACCUGUCGCUAGUAGAGUAUGAGUUGGUUAACGUCGUUGAAGAAUCUUGAAAAGUUCCUAUGCAAUAUUGAUGCUAUUGGAGUUCUAUUUACUUUGUUGGGUCUUGGUAUACAAAUUUCUCUGAUUAGCUUUUUUCCCCCUAAUUAAGGUAAUUAGCAUGUGAUAGGACUAAUCUAAUUUUGCCUUUAUUGGUUGGUGUAUAAAGAGCUUGUCCCUUGAGUCCGCCAUAUAUAGUGCCUCUCGAUUCUCAAAUGUGGAAAAGCAAAUUUUUUUAGGUCUCUUAGUUGAUUUAUUGUCUCUAUCUCUUUAAUUCUUUGUGCA